AUGGAGGCGUGGCGGCAGUGUGCCCACUGGCUGGUGGCCGCGCGCGUCCUGCCCGCGGGGCACCGUGCCAGCGGCGCCGGGGGGCAGGUGUGGGACCUGGCGCAGGCGCUGCGCGACGGCGUGCUGCUGUGCCACCUGCUGAACGCGCUGCUGCCCCGCGCCGUGCCACCGCGGGACAUCUGUCCCCGGCCGCAGAUGUCACAGUUCCUGUGCCUGAGGAACAUCCGCACCUUCCUGACGGCCUGCGCCGACAAGUUCGGGCUGCCCAAGCACCGGCUCUUCGGCGCCUUCGACCUCUUCGACGUCCAGGACUUCGGCAAGGUGAUCGAGACGCUCUCCACGCUCUCCUGGACGCCGAUCGCGCAGAGCAGAGGCCUCACGCCGUUCCCGUCCGAGGACAGCGUUGGGGACGACGACGUUUACAGCGGCCUGUCCGACCUGAUCGAUGACACGGCCGAGGAGGACGAUGACCUCUACGACUGCGUGGAGGCCGAAGGCGACGACGGCGACGACGUCUACGAGGACCUGAUGAGGGUGGAGCCGCCCCCGGCCGCGAAAGGCGCCGUGGACCGGCGGCUCUGCUGCCUCCAGGAGCUGCGGCAGACGGAGGAGAGAUACACGGAGACGCUGGAGUCCAUCUGCCAGCAUUUCCUGCGGCCGCUGCGGCACUUCCUGAGCCCCCAGGACAUGGAGAGCGUCUUCAUCAACGUGGAGGAGCUGCUGGGGCUCCAUCGCCGUUUCCUGGGGGAGCUCCGGGGGGCGCUGGGGGGGCCCGGGGGGGGGGGGCGGGCGCUGCCCCCCCUGUUCCUGCAGUACAAGGAGAGGUUCCUGCUCUACGGCCGCUACUGCAGCCAGGUGGAAGCGGCCGCGCGGCGCCUGGACCAGCUCUCCACCUGCACCGACCUGCGCAUGAAGCUCCAGGAGUGCUCGCAGCGCGCCACCAACGGGCGAUUCUCCCUGCGCGACCUCCUGAUGGUGCCCAUGCAGAGGGUGCUGAAAUAUCACCUGCUGCUCCAGGAGCUGGUGAAGCUGACCCCGGACGCGGCCGAGCGGGAGCGGCUGAGGGGGGCCCUGGACGCCAUGAGGGACCUGGCGCAGUGCGUGAACGAGGUCAAACGGGACAACGAGACCCUGAAGCAGCUCACGAGCAUCCAGCUCUGCCUGCACAACAUGCCGCAGUCCCUGGCGCAGUUCGGGCGCCCCAAGAUCGACGGGGAGCUGAAGGUCUCCAGCGCCGAGAGACGCUCCAAGGUGGACAGGUACGGCUUCCUGCUGGACAAGGCCCUGAUCAUCUGCAAGCGCCGCGGGGACUCCUACGAGACCAAGGACGUGGUGGACCUCCAGAGCCACCAGCUCCACGAUGGUGACCUCGAGCCUCGCGAUGGCAAGAAGUGGUCCCACACCUUCAUGCUGCUGGACAUGGCCGGGCUGCCGGACUACGAGCUCUUCUUCAAGACGCGCGAGCUGAAGAAGAAGUGGCUGGAGCAGUUCGAGAUGGCCCUGUCCAACAUCUUCCCUGAGAACGCCCUGGCUGAUGGACACGACUUCCAGAUGUUCUCCUUCGAGGACACCACAUCCUGCAGGGCCUGCCAGAUGUUGCUGAGGGGCACCUUCUACCAGGGCUAUCGCUGCAGCCGCUGCCGAGCCCCCGCCCACAAGGAGUGCCUGGGGCGCGUGGGGACCUGCGGGAAGGCCGGAACUGACCCCGGAUCGGGCGGACGGAAGAACAAAUCGCAGCGCCCGGGACCCGAAAAGAAACGGGGGGAGCUGGGGCUCCCCAAAAUGGAGAGCACCCAGCCCUACCUGGGGGUGCCGCCCCCCCCGGGGCUCCUGGCCCCGCCCCUUCGCCUCAGCCCCGGUGACGUCAUCGAGGUGACGGCGGCCGAGGCCGAGGAGCUCUGGUGGCAG
Molecule: messenger RNA, 1908 nt
Organism: Melospiza melodia melodia
Lineage: Eukaryota; Metazoa; Chordata; Aves; Passeriformes; Passerellidae
Product: proto-oncogene vav-like
Biological process (GO): intracellular signal transduction; cell migration; regulation of GTPase activity
Cellular component (GO): cytoplasm
Molecular function (GO): guanyl-nucleotide exchange factor activity; protein binding
Source: RefSeq, a predicted model, not a curated record